Fukomys damarensis (Damara mole-rat) is the source of this 3012-nucleotide messenger RNA. It is a transcript of the gene Kdm4c, whose product is annotated as lysine demethylase 4C. Bases 72 to 2297 code for a protein of 741 amino acids. The record is from RefSeq and is a predicted model, not a curated record. Gene Ontology annotation, molecular function: histone H3K36 demethylase activity; histone H3K9 demethylase activity. Gene Ontology annotation, biological process: chromatin remodeling. The transcript has 15 exons. Gene Ontology annotation, cellular component: nucleus. NCBI's taxonomy places the organism in Eukaryota, Metazoa, Chordata, Mammalia, Rodentia, Bathyergidae.
UAUCUAGUCUAAGUGCACCCCUUCCUCCAGUGUAUUACUAUGAACUUUGACAAUGCACUUGCAGAAAAGACAUGGUGAAAAUUUCAAUGGAUAUCUUUGUGAGGAAAUUUCAGCCUGACCGCUAUCAGCUUUGGAAACAAGGAAAGGAUAUAUACACCAUUGAUCACACGAAGCCUACUCCAGAAUCCACCCCUGAAGUAAAAGCAUGGCUGCAAAGGAGAAGGAAAGUAAGAAAAGCAUCUAAAAGCUUCCAAGGAUCUAGGGCUCACCCUAAAAGGCCUAAGGCGGAGGAGGAUGAAGAUGUGUCAGCUGAAGUUGAUGGGGUGGAGGUCCCUAACUCUGACCCUGGCACAAAGGACCUCAGGGUCAGCAGACAGCCAGAAAAAGCAGCACAGCUGGGGACCACAGAAGCGCCUUCCAGAGAGCCCGCUGCUAGCACAUCACAGAUGCAUCCAAACUUAGUGGAUGAUACCACACUCUCAGGAAACAGCUGUACAAGUACAUCUGUUAUGGAGGAAAUAAAAGCUGAAGGUGAUAAAGCCUAUGGCAUAACUACACCAUCCACACCCCACAAGGUUGAUGACUCCAUAGUGCUAUCCACUGGUUGCUUGAAGGUCCAGGAACCAGACCCACCUAAGCUUCCAUGGCCAAAGUCACCGGAGUCGUGCUCCUCAGUGGCAGAGAGUCAUGGCCUGGUUACAGAGGAAGAAGAAAGUGAUGUGGAGAGCCAUCGGAGUGGCCUCGAACCUGGGGAAAUCUCAGCAGUCCUCAGUGAAGAGAGAAAUGGCUUCAAAGUCCCCAGUGUAAUAGAGGGAGAGACCAAAACCUCUAAGAGCUGGCGCCAUCCGCUUAGUAAGCCCCCAGCCAGGUCCCCUAUGACUCUUGUGAAGCAGCAGGCAGCAAGUGAUGAAGAAUUGCUGGAGGUUCCAUCAAUAGAAGAGGAAGUGGAAGAAACAGAGUCUUGGGCAAAGCCUCUCAUCUACCUUUGGCAGACGAGGUCCCCUAACUUUGUGGCUGAGCAGGAAUAUAAUGCAGCCGCAGCAAAAAUGGAGCCACACUGUGCUAUUUGCACCCUGCUUAUGCCAUACUUCAAGCCAGAUAGCAGCAAUGAAGAAAAUGAUUCUAGAUGGGAGACAAAAUCAAAUGAAGUGGUUAUGUCUGGAGGAAAGACUAAGCCGCUCAUCCCAGAGAUGUGUUUUAUUUACAGUGAGGAAAAUAUAGAAUAUUCUCCACCCAAUGCCUUCCUUGAAGAAGAUGGAACAAGUCUUCUGAUUUCCUGUGCAAAGUGCUGUGUACGGGUUCAUGCAAGCUGUUAUGGAGUCCCUUCUCAUGAGAUCUGUGAUGGAUGGCUGUGUGCCCGGUGCAAAAGAAAUGCGUGGACAGCAGAAUGCUGCCUCUGCAAUCUGAGAGGGGGUGCUCUUAAGCAAACUAAGAACAAUAAGUGGGCCCACGUCAUGUGCGCUGUUGCGGUCCCAGAAGUUCGAUUCACUAAUGUCCCAGAAAGGACACAAAUAGAUGUAGGCAGAAUACCUUUACAGAGGUUGAAAUUGAAGUGCAUAUUCUGCAGACACCGUGUUAAGAAGGUCUCCGGAGCCUGCAUCCAAUGCUCCUAUGGCCGAUGCCCAGCUUCCUUCCACGUCACGUGUGCCCAUGCUGCGGGAGUACUGAUGGAACCUGACGACUGGCCUUACGUGGUGAACAUCACGUGCUUCCGACACAAGGUCAACCCACAUGUGAAGUCUAAGGCUUGUGAGAAAGCCAUCUCCGUGGGCCAGACAGUCAUCACGAAGCAUCGGAACACUCGCUACUACAGCUGCAGGGUGAUGGCUGUGACGUCGCAGACCUUCUACGAGGUCAUGUUUGAUGAUGGCUCGUUCAGCAGAGACACGUUUCCUGAGGACAUCGUGAGUAGAGACUGCGUGAAGCUGGGCCCUCCUGCUGAGGGAGAAGUUGUCCAAGUCAAGUGGCCGGAUGGCAAACUCUAUGGGGCAAAAUAUAUCGGAUCAAAUGUUGCCUACAUGUACCAGGUUGAGUUUGAAGAUGGAUCCCAGAUAGCAAUGAAGAGAGAAGACAUCUACACCUUAGAUGAAGAGCUACCAAAGAGAGUAAAGGCUCGUUUCUCCACAGCCUCUGACAUGAGAUUUGAAGACACGUUUUAUGGAGCAGACAUAAUCCAAGGGGAGAGGAAGAGACAAAGAGUGCUCAGCUCCAGGUUUAAGAACGAGUAUGUGGAUGACCCUGUGUAUCGCACUUUUUUGAAGAGCUCUUUCCAGAAGAAGUGUCAGAAGAGACAGUAGGUGUACAUGCACUGCUGCAGGCACCAGCGCGCAGCCGGGUCAGAAGAGAGGAGAUGCAGCCCAGCCUUGGACUGUCCAUGUGCUGUGCGGGGUAGGUGGCUGGGUGAGUCUCUGGCAGUGGCAAACCAGGCUGCCAGCAUUUGGUCACCAGACCAAGUACUUGUACUCUUAGUUGGAUUCUGCAGCCUCAAGUCAUCCCCUAGUCUUGGUUUUAUUUGUGAGCAAUUAUCUUCUAUGAUCCCAAAGAACUUUUCUAAGUGAAAGGAUGUAGUAGUGAAUGACCCACUGGCAAGAGCCACUGCCACAGGAAGGCAGGUCCCAUGUGACGCUCAGGCCCCAUCAGGAAACACAGGGUGCCUCCCUCCGGCCGGUGGCAGGGCAGCCUCCUCCCGCAGUGGGAGGGCAGUCACUUAUAUAUUUCUCACAGUCAGGGAAGGACUCUCGCUUAUUUGUUUCAAAUGGCAGUUUUUAUAAAACAUUUUUAAAACCCAAAUGGCAUGUAUGGUAAUGAGAUUUACCCGUGUGCUAUCUGUAUUCCCUUGUACAGUACUUUUACAUUUUUUUAUAUUCCUAUUACUUUUGAUUGCAUCAGAUAAGAACUGAGCUGGCCUUUGUGAAAUGAAAUUUUUGGCUCUUGAGGAAGAAUUCUUAUGAAUUCUAUGGGAAUUUUAUAUAUUUAAAGAAGGAGAUUUGGGCUGUUAUUUUUAAACACUUU